Messenger RNA from Amaranthus tricolor (Joseph's coat), 1527 nucleotides. RefSeq lists its product as uncharacterized. NCBI's taxonomy places the organism in Eukaryota, Viridiplantae, Streptophyta, Magnoliopsida, Caryophyllales, Amaranthaceae. The transcript has 6 exons. The record is from RefSeq and is a predicted model, not a curated record. Bases 22 to 1527 code for a protein of 501 amino acids.
UAAAAAUAAAUUGAUGUUAAUAUGCAUUCUCAAUUUAUAGAAGCCAUAACAUGGCCUUUCAAACGAAGGUCUUCAACUAUAGUCCUUUUUUAUUCUACCCUCCUUGUUGGUGCUUUCAUUGGAACUCGGUACAUGAAUGUUCCAUCAAUUGGAGCAACUAGAUUAAUCAGAAAAGCACUUCCAGGCUCGAAAAACGUCCCCACAAAAAACCUCUUAAAGAGAAUAGGAGUUCACUUACAAUGUGACAAACAAGGAAACAGCACAACCCAAACAUGCCCUAACCACUAUCCAACUAAAUUGAACCCGAUUAAGAAGACAGCCCGAAAAUGCCCCGAUUACUUCAAAUGGAUCCACGACGAUCUUGGACCAUGGAAAGCCAAAGGGAUCACAAGAGAAAUGGUAGAAUCAGCAAAAAGACUAGCAUUUUUCAGAAUAGUGGUGGUAGAUGGUAAGCUUUAUUGGGAGAAAUAUAGAGAUGCUUAUCAAACAAGAGAUGUUUUUACAAUUUGGGGAAUUUUGCAACUUCUAAGACUUUAUCCAGGAAAGUUACCAGAUUUGGAUUUAAUGUUUGAAGCAGGAGAUAUAGCAGUUGUUUAUAAGAGUAAUUAUACAGGACAUGAAUGGAAUGCUCCUCCUUUGUUUCAUUAUUGUAAGGAUGAUCAUACUUUGGAUAUUCCCUUUCCUGAUUGGUCUUUUUGGGGCUGGCCAGAGAUAAACAUUAAAGGAUGGGAAGAAUUGAAGAAGGAUUUAGAAGAAGGGAACAAAAGAAUUCCAUGGAUGGAAAGAUUACCCUUUGCCUUUUGGAAAGGGAAUGCUUUUAUGGGCGACAGAAUAAAGCUAAUUGAAUGUAAUUCCACUGAUCAAUGGAAUGCUCACAUUGCAACUCAGGAUUGGGAAGAGGAAAGUAAAAAAGGGUUCAAAUCGUCAAAUUUAGUUGACCAAUGUGUUCAUAGGUACAAGAUUUAUAUAGAAGGAAUAGCAUGGUCAGUGAGUGAGAAAUAUAUACUAGCAUGUGAUUCAAUGUCCCUGCUUGUCACACCCAGGUGGUAUGAGUUCUUUACAAGAAGCUUAAUUCCCAUGAAGCAUUUCUGGCCUAUUAAUCCUGACCCAAAUAAAUUGUGCAAGUCCAUCAAGUUUGCUGUUAGCUGGGGUAACAACCACAAACAAAAGGCACAAAAGAUAGCAAAAGCAGGCAGUAAAUUCAUCCAAGAACAAUUGAUGAUGGACAAUGUUUAUGACUACAUGUUUCAUUUGUUAAAUGAGUAUUCAAAACUCUUAAAGUAUAAACCAAGCUUAGAUUUAGGAGCCAAUGAAACAUGCUCUGAAAAAAUGGCUUGCUUUGAAGAAGCAUUACAAAAGCAAUUUAGAGUAGAUAGUAUGGUUAAAGGUCCUUCUGAGAAAGACCCAUGUAUUUUACAACCUCCUCAAGAACCUCAAGUAAUCAAGGCUUUCUUAGAUAAACAAGAUAAUGUUAGAAGGCGAGUGGACGGAUGGGUGAUGAAGGGGAGUUCUGGUAGAGACCUAUGA